AUGAAAGCAAAUAUGGCAUGUUCAUGUGUUGAAUUGAAUGAUUUACCCGAUGAAAUUUUUUUGAUUAUUUUUAAAAAACUGGACAAUUUCGAUAUACUUAAUUCUUUUCAUGGUGUUAAAAAUAUACGGCUGAAUAAAAUAAUACGUGAUUCAAUAUUCACAAGUGAUUUAAACUUUGUCAAAUGGUCAUCUAAUAAAUUUCUUAAUAAACUUUCUUCAAAUGUUAUGCUUAAUCGAUUUUGUUUACAAAUUUUACCUGAUAUAUCUAUAAAAAUCAAAUGGCCUUAUCUUGAAUCAUCAUCUGCAGAAAAUAUUCUACGUGCUGCCGAUUAUCCUAGUCUAUAUGGACUUGGUCUAUACAAUAUCAAAGAAAAGACAGCUAGACGUCUUUUUAAUGAAAGAGUAACACAUAAUUUUACAAGAGAUAUUACACGAAUUAAUUGUGCUAAAGUAAAUGAAAUUUUUUUAGUUGGAGAAAAAAUUUAUUCCAAUUCUUUACGAGAUUAUUUUCCUUGUGCAAUAAUACAUUAA
Messenger RNA from Rotaria sp. Silwood1, 531 nucleotides. Lineage: Eukaryota; Metazoa; Rotifera; Eurotatoria; Philodinida; Philodinidae. The record is from the annotation of a GenBank genome assembly.